Aspergillus eucalypticola CBS 122712 is the source of this 792-nucleotide messenger RNA. RefSeq lists its product as uncharacterized. Lineage: Eukaryota; Fungi; Ascomycota; Eurotiomycetes; Eurotiales; Aspergillaceae. The record is from RefSeq and is a predicted model, not a curated record. The coding region runs from base 1 to 792 and encodes 263 amino acids. The transcript has 4 exons.
AUGGCAUCCUUCAACCUAGUCCGUCCCAUUCUGCUAGUCCACGCCGUCUUCACGUUAUUUCAGCAAGAACAGCAAACAGGACCUGAUUAUCAACUCUGCAGCCCUCCCAUUGAAAGCGCGCGCUCCUAUACCGUGACCGAAGACGCAUAUCAAGCUCCAAAGCUACGGCACAUACUGUCGUGUCUUGUACUUGCCUUCCGACACCUCGUUUCUCAGGAUGGUUUCCAGUACAUCGGUACCUGGGUCUUAAAAAGACGCAAAUUGGUGCCACCUGUGGGAAUCGGGAGGCAGUUGGAACCUUUGAGGAGGUCUUCAAACGAAACAGAAGAAGAACCCUUCGAUGGACGGAUUCUGUUCCGCCUAGGAGGUGCAGGAACUUCGAGAGCUCAGAAAAUGGAGCGACGGACAUGUUUGGGUAUCGCCCGAAAAGCAUGGCAACCUGGUUGGCAUCCCUUCCCUGACGUCUCGCUACUUCAAUUACUGACAAUUUCCAAGACCGCCGUAUUCAAAAAUCAGAUCGACUGGAUCCCGUUAACCACAGGCAGCGUACGUCCCACACAGGGCCGAACGCUUGCUAUCGCGCAAGCAUAUACGCAUUUCCCGGGUGAAGGUCAACCAGGAGACCAGACCCUUCUACCUAGUGGUAACCGUGACCGGCUGGUUGAUUGUAUGGAGGAGUUUGUGAAAUAUACCAUUCUCAUGCGACCCCACCUGGAGCUUUUUAAUGAUCGGUUCAGCGAGCGGAAAGAGAAGCGGAUCAAGGAGAUGAAAGAACGCCCCAAACAAGUAUAA